This is a messenger RNA of Vicia villosa (hairy vetch), 2074 nucleotides long. RefSeq names its product phosphatidylinositol 4-phosphate 5-kinase 8-like. The transcript has 3 exons. NCBI's taxonomy places the organism in Eukaryota, Viridiplantae, Streptophyta, Magnoliopsida, Fabales, Fabaceae. The record is from RefSeq and is a predicted model, not a curated record. The coding region runs from base 150 to 1460 and encodes 436 amino acids.
UAACUAGUUGCCUAGUUGCAACCUACACGAAUUGAUAUAAUCUCUCAAAAUCCAAACAGAAACCCUCAUCUUUGUUUCUUUUCGCUUUUUCAUCACACACAGAAUCCAGAACAAGAAUCUUAAAACCUGUUCCUUUUUAUUUUCUUGCUAUGUUAAUGCGUCACCUUCACAAAUCGGACUCUGAUAUCAGAAAACAUAGCUUCAACCUCUCUUCAGAUUCAUCUCAAAAUCAAACCCAUUUUUCAAUCCAAGUUACACCUUUUUCUUCUCCUUAUUCACCAAACUCACCAACGCUUUUUCAUUUUCACAAUGAACAACGCUUCUCCAAUAACAACCCAUCUUCACCAUCUCAAACACCUCCACACAAAACCCAUUCACCCUUUACCUCAAAGUUCACAACUUUGAAGAUUUUAACUCGUUUGCAUUUCAUCAUCUUCCUUUCCUUAACCUCACUCUACUUUCUCAUUUCACAACCAACUCUUCUAGAUUUCGUUUUGGUCCUCGUUUUGUCCUCAGCACUUUUCGUUUCUAUCAACCUAGCACUCCCUCGUUUACCCUCUAUUCGAUUGUUCUUGACACGUUCAUUUAGCAAGAACCUUUCUUCAACUAAUUCUCAUCAACCUGUUAUAUGGUCAAUUGGGUCAAAGCACGAGGAGUUAAAGAGCUUAAAUUCUGGAUCUUGGGUUCAGGUUUAUAGUAACGGUGAUGUUUAUGAAGGUGAGUUUCAUAAGGGGAAGUGUUCAGGAAGUGGUGUUUAUCAUUUUCAUAUGAGUGGGAGAUUUGAAGGGGAUUGGGUUGAUGGAAAGUAUGAUGGGUAUGGCGUUGAAACGUGGGCCAGAGGAAGUAGGUAUCGUGGACAGUAUAGGAAGGGUUUGAGACAUGGAAUUGGAAUUUAUAGGUUUUUUGGUGGUGAUGUUUAUACUGGUGAAUGGUGUAAUGGUCACUGUCAUGGGUUUGGAGUUCAUACUUGCAGUGAUGGGAGCCAUUAUGUUGGGGAGUUUAAAUGGGGUGUCAAACAUGGACUAGGCCAGUACCAUUUCAGAAAUGGAGACAUAUAUGCUGGAGAAUAUUUUGCCGACAUGAUGCAUGGAUUUGGAGUUUAUCGAUUUCAGAAUGGUCAUCGAUAUGAGGGUGCUUGGCAUGAAGGAAGAAGACAAGGGCUAGGAAUGUACACAUUCAGAAAUGGGGAAACACAGUGUGGUCACUGGCAGAAUGGAAUUCUUGAUAAUCCUAAAAGGCAAGACAAUCAUAUUGAGUCUCCAUGUGCUGUAGACCAUGCCAAGGUUUCCAAAGCUGUCCAGGACGCUCAUUGUGCGGCGGAGAAAGCAUCGAGUAUAUCAAAGAUGGAUGAAAUGGUGAACAAAGUAGCAGCUGCAGCUAAUAAAGCGGCAAAUGCAGCUAGAGUUGCAGCUGUAAAGGCUGUGCAGAAUACAAUCCACAACAAUGAUAGUAAUCAAUGAAUUGUGCUCACUCUUGUGAUGGUUGAAGAGCAUUUCUUCUUUCGUCCUCCAUCAUAGGUUACAUUCAGAACACUACUAUUAGAUCUGAGAAAGCAAAGUGAAUGCAAGGAAGAGUAAUCUUAGAGAUGCAGAAAGAAGAAAAAAAAAAAAAGAGAGAUCUAAUUUGAUUUUGGUAAGUCAUGUACCUUCUUCUCAUCCUCCUAAGUGAGGUGUUUCUGUUUCUCUGUAUUGGUAUAGCUGUGAGGUGCCUGGUUGGAACCACUUUUUGUGUCAAUGAACUCUAUGGCAGAUUGUGGAGCAAAUAGAUUCCUCACUUUUAGUGGCUUAUUUUAUGAUUAUAGGAAGGGUAAAGAUAAUAUAUACUGUAGAGUUGCAUUGUGUAUGGCAUAAGUGCCAAAAAAUUUACCAGAGUUUAGUAUAGUGUAGGGUUUACAUGCUGGCUUCCUGUUAUAAAGUAUGUUUGGUUUUAAGCAAGAGAGUGAUUAUAGUUCUUGGUGGAAAUACAAAUGUUUGGUUGCUGUUGUACAUAAGUGACUUUACCUCUAAAUUUAUAAUCAGAAAUUUUGGAUGGUAUGAUUAGAUUAAGUAUCUAGUCAUCUAUCUACUUUAAGGAA